Molecule: messenger RNA, 2373 nt
Organism: Mya arenaria
Lineage: Eukaryota; Metazoa; Mollusca; Bivalvia; Myida; Myidae
Product: ankyrin repeat and SOCS box protein 11-like
Exons: 1
Coding region: 311-1705 (464 amino acids)
Molecular function (GO): protein binding
Source: RefSeq, a predicted model, not a curated record
CAGUGCCAUUAUACAGUAUAGCAUACCUAUACGGUUAAAAGCAAACGACGUUUCAAAACAACAACGUCAAUGAACUAAAUAAAUGCACGUUGCUUAAACUGGAGUUAUACAAAUUUGUGAACGCGGUAAACAUUCCAUUAUUAAUACCCCUGAUUCGAUGUGUGAUCAUGAAAUAAAACAGCGAAUGUGCAAGAAUCAAGAUUUCGGAUUUUUUUUCUUGAAAACGGAGUGUUUUUACUUUAAUGAAAAACUCUUUUGUUUCGUGCAGAGGCAAGAUGGGAAUCACGAACAGUAGCAUAAUAGGUGAAUCAUGUGUUUAGUAUAUGCACAUGAUAUAGUUAUUUUUGAAACGCAUAAUAUUGUAUUUUUAUACAAUCUUGUUAGGCCACAAGUUAUAAACAGCACUAGAAAACGGCCUUCUCCACAAUGUGUCAUAAUAAAGUCUGGAUUGAAAAGUGAUAUGAUCAUAUUGCAUGCGCAUAAAUGGAAUACAUUUGAUAUACUAGUAGUGCAAGAUAUUUCGGGCUGUUAUAAUACAUGGCCAAUACGCAGAGGCACUGAGGGUAUGGAUGUACACGCAGACGUUAACACAACGUGCACGGACGGGCGGACAUUGCUGUACACUGCCGUCUUGCAGCAGCGCGUGGACAAGGUAGAUGACCUAAUAUCGCAUGGUGCAAACGUGAAUCUGUGCGAUCUCCGGAAAGUGUCCCCUCUUAUGGUGGCUUGCAGGUUAGGCAAUGAACAACUUGUAAAAAUAUUGGUUCGAAAUGCAGCUAAUAUAAACCUGCGGGAUUGCAUCGGAGAAUCUGCUCUGUACCUAGCAUGUGAGAAAUAUCACACAACCAUUGUACGAUACCUCAUAGAGUAUGGCGCCAGUGUGAACAUCGUAACAAAUGACAGACACCCACGGGGCGCCAGACACACACCACUCAUGGCGGCGCUUCCCUCACCGUAUGAAAUACGUGUCAACGGGAGGCUCAAGUCUGACGCCGUCGCCACUAUGAAGCUCCUGCUGGCGCAUGGCAUCGACAUCAACACACAGGACGAGCGAGGUAACACGGCCCUCCACAGGGCGGCGGACUUUGGAGAUGCGCAGACCGUCGCCUUAUUAGCUUCACAUGGCGCUAAGCUCAACAUUCAUAACUGCUAUGGUCGUACUGCUUUAACUGCUAGGCAUCACGGUCAGAACGAAAUUGCAAUUAUUUUAAUGCUAUAUGGAUAUAGGAUAGAACAUUUAGACCCCCAACAUGGAAUCAAUAUCCCCGUGGAAGCUGAGCGUUGCAAAUCAUUACAAAUGUUGACCAACAUGCUUGCUGAAGAAGUGAAUACGAGUUCCUUUUUGAUAAAACUAAACAAGGAUGAGCUCAGUAUAGAGAGGCGACCUAUGCAGGAGCCAGAACCACUCUGCCGGAUGUGUCGACGGGCGGCAAGGCGUUCAUUCACCGGCAACGCGGUGGACGCCAUAUUGGAGCUGGAAAUAGCCCCCGCCCUCAGGAAAUAUUUGGCAUUUGGCUUCGAUUUGGAGAUAUUUAACCCUCUGAGGAUAUACAAUAUCCGCCUUUCCAUCGAGGAAGGAAGCAAAGACGACGCUGGUUUGCACAAGGCAUGCACACAAGUUGAUGCGGACAUUUCGUUCUCCUUUUUGGAUGAACCCGCAGAUAAGUGGCACCAAGCUUAUAUCCGGGUCUCUCACGGAUACUGAUGGUAGUAAAACGGAUAUCGAUACUAGUUUAGCUGGGUUUUUUCUUCCCACCACUAAGCCUUAUACUUUAUAGUCGACACUACAAUGGGCAGCACAUAAACGUAAUUAAAAUAUGUUUCUCAGGUCAUUAAUAAAUGAGAAUGUUUAUAAAUAGAUACUGGAAGACCUGUCACUGCCUACAAUUGGGUCUAGUGAGACGAAUAGCCUGCAAAUGGUGAUACCGGACCCCGGUGAUAUGGUCAUCCCAGUUGCACUGCAUUGACGCCCCAGUGUCGGAGAGCAUGAAUGGGCAGCAGACCCUCCUUGGAUGCUUGAUUCUGGAUUUUAUUGACCUUCCAUUAAUAGUAACACAGUUAUGGAUACGGAUUGACAUACUAAGUUAUAAGCCCCCUUUGGGGGGCACAGGCAGUUUAGAUUGAAUGAUGGUUUGUGGUCACAAAGUCGGACAAGUGGGUAACCCCACCGGGCAACACAAGACCACAUUCUUGCGCAACAUCGUGCCAAGUGAAUGAUACUGCAAUAACUUGUUUCGCAAUUGUUGUUAAAAAAAUAAGUUUUAACUAUUCUGAAUGAAAUAUUUUCUAAAAAAAUAUUUUUACUAUAAUGCAUACAUGUACAUGUACAUUUGUUAAGACAAGGUACAAAUAUUUGACUAAUAAAAGUAAUGU